UCCCAAGCCGGCCAGCUGCACCAAUUCUCCAUCUUGUAUACAAGGACAGCUUCUCCGAUACUACAAUUUAGCCAUUCAAAACUUCACCUCGGAUCAGUUGCCAUAAAGAGAAUUUACUAACCCAGCCUCAUCUCUCAAAUCAAAUUCCAGAGAAAUUCUUCUCGAGGAAAGUAUCAACAAUCCAUCCAGGUAUGCAUUUCUCAGCCAGAAACAUGCGUUGGCCGCAUAAUUGUUUCCUCUAAUCAAUCAGGAUUAACGGAUCCUUGUUCCAUCGAUCCCUACGCAAGCUAGAAGCACGAUCGACCAUGGAGGUCAUGGCAGGGGCGGUGUUGAGCGCCCUCCUCCACAAGCUGGACGCCGUGCUGACAGACGAGUACAGGCUGCAGAGGAGCCUGAGGGGCGAGAUCAUGUUCCUCCGCGCGGAGCUGGAGAGCAUGCAGGCAGCCCUCGAGAGAGUAUCCUCGCCGUCGGCGCAGCCGGUGGACAGGCAGGUCAGGAUCUGGGCAGGGCAGGUCAGAGAGCUCUCCUACGACGUCGAAGACAGCAUCGACAGGUUCAUGGUGCGCGUCGACCUCCAUCAUCCGGGGUUCAGCGGGUUCAUCGGCAGGUGCCUGAGCCUGCUGACCACGGCCCGGGUCCGCCACCGGAUCGCCACAGACAUCAGGGGCAUCAGGGGCCUCGUCAAGGAGGUCGCCGACCGGCGCGGCAGGUACAGGGUCGACGAUGGUGCUUUCGCCGUCCGGCGGCCUGCUGGCGCCACCGUCGACCCUCGCUUGCAUGGCAUGUACGAGGACUCGGCGAGGCUCGUCGCGGUGGGUGGGCCGAGGGCGGAGCUCUGCAGGUUGUUGGUGGAGCAAGAAGGCGCGGGUACCAUGGAUGGUCAACUGAAGGUGGUCUCCAUUGUUGGGGUUGGUGGCCUGGGCAAGACGACGCUGGCGAACGUCGUGUACCAGCAGAUCAGAGGCCGGUUUGACUGCGACGCCUUUGUCACAGUGUCCCUCAAGCCUGAUCUGAGGAGGGUUUUGGGCAGCUUGCUCCGUCAGGUUAGUAAGCAGAGUUACAGCGAGGUUGAAGCAUGGGAUGUUGUGGAACUCAUUGACAAAAUCAGACAAGUUCUUCAGGAUAAGAGGUACUUAAUUAUAGUUGAUGAUAUAUGGGACGAAUCAGCUUGGAACUGUAUAAAGACUGUACUAGUUGAGAACAACUGCAGCAGCAGAGUAAUCACAACAACACGUAUUGCUGGUGUUGCUGCAUCAUGCAGCUCUUCCAUCGACGGUAACAUUUAUAAACUAAAUCCUCUUGGUCAUGAUGAUUCGAAGAAGUUGUUCCAUGAAAGAAUAUUUGGGAGUGAAGAUGGUUGCCAUGUGAAACUGAGAGAAAUAUCUCAGAAAAUCAUAAGAAAGUGUGAUGGUGUACCAUUAGCUAUCAUUACUAUUGCCAGCCUAUUGUCUCACAAAUCAAAGAAUAUACAUGAAUGGGACACUGUGAACAAAUCAAUUGGUUCUGGACUUGAGAAAUUCCCCAAUAUGGAGAACAUGCGUCAGAUAUUGUCUAUUAGUUAUUAUGAUUUGCCGUCCCAUCUAAAACCCUGCUUUCUAUACCUGAGUGUUUAUCCGGAGGAUUAUGCAAUAUUGAGUGAUCACUUGGUACGAAGAUGGAUAGCCGAAGGCUUUGUCCAUGGAAGUGAUGUGGAUACCUUAUAUAAAGUGGGGUUCGGUUACUUCAAUGAUCUUAUUAACCGAAGCCUAGUUCAACCACAACAUGUAGAUUCUCGUGGCAACGUAGGGGCUUGUCGUGUACAUGAUAUGGUCCUUGAUUUGAUCACAUCCUUGUCAACUGAAGAAAAUUUUGUCACAACAUUAGAUAGCCAUCAACCUAGUGAUCUUUCAAAGAAGAUACAUCGAUUAUCCAUCCAAAACAAUCAAGAAACUAACACCAUGUCACUUUCUAUGGUGAGUUUGUCCCAUGUGAGAUCAUUUAUCAUCUUUCCUAGUGCUACAAAAUUGAUGCCGCCUCUUUCAAGAUUUCAAGUUCUGCGAGUGUUGGAUCUAGAAGGUUGCCGCGACUUGGAGAAUCAUCAUCUUCAUGGUGUUGGGAAUUUAUUUCAUUUGAGGUAUCUAGGACUAAGGGAUACAAAUAUUACAAAACUCCCAAAAGGAGUAGGGUAUCUGUAUUGUUUGCAAACAUUGGAUUUGAGUCAAAGUGGCAUAAUUGAUCUGCCAUCAACCAUUGUUCAGCUAAGGAAACUUGUGUGCCUAUACAUUGAAACAUCGGUAAGGCUACCAGAUGGGAUUGGAGCCAUGAAAUCCCUACAGGUUCUGUCUACCGUUGGUGUGGGUGCCUCUCCAAACUUCUCAAAGGAACUAGGUUAUCUUACAGAUCUGAGGAUUCUUAAAAUUUCGCUAUCUGGAACAUGGGACAAGAACUAUGAGAAACAUUUGCUAUGUUCUUUGUGCAAGCUGACAAAAAUCAAGGAAAUAAGUAUUCAAUCUUCCGGAGUUCCCACAAAAUUCAUUGUGGAUUUAGGAUGGACCCCUCACAACCUUCGAUACUUUUUCGGCAACAUACCUAGAUUACCAGAAUGGAUGAACUCCUCACUCUCAGAACUAUCCACUUUAAUCAUCACACUAGACAAAAUCCAGCAGGAAGACCUUGGCACUCUCGGCAACAUCCCAUUUUUGCAUUAUCUCUGUGUUACUGUGCACAAAAUCAAAAAGGCAGAAGAAAGAUUGAUUAUCGGCACUGAUCAUGCAAACUUUAAGUGCCUAUCUGAGUUUCACAUUCACAAUGAUUCAUUGGGGAUCAUGUUUGUAGAAGGAGCUAUGCCAAGGCUUCAAACCCUCGAGGUUACAUUUCAGGUUCGCGAGGCGAAGGAUGAAUACAAUAAUUUUGAGGUCGGCUUGGAGAACCUCCAUUCUGUUAAGCUGGUCACAAUUCGAAUGCAUUGUUGUGGUUCCAGUCUCAUUGAGGUGGAGGAAGCUGGUGCUGCUAUGAGGAAGACAUCCUAUGUGAAUCCCAAGCAUCCAAGGGUUGACGUGAUUAGAUAUUAUGAAGAUGAAAUGAUAGAGGAUGAGGAGAAAUCUCAACUCGAUGAGGAAGCAUUCAAAGAACAAGAGAUCAUUCUUGAGAAGAUUGGACCCUGGGGAGGAAAUACAGGGAGAAAACGAGACAUAAAGGUGGCACCACGUUAUCUAAGAAGUGUGAGAAUUUGCUGUGGUGAUGUUAUAGAUGCGUUUGCAUUUUCUUACCUGGACAAAAAUGAGAAUCUGCAUGAGACACCUCUUUGGGGUGGUGUUGGUGGGACCAUCCACACGAUUCUACUAGAACCCUCGGAGCUUGUGCUUGAAAUUUCAGGGACUUUUGGUCCAUAUGGUCAAUUUCCCAGCAUCAUAAAGUCACUUAUGCUUGUGACCAACUUACGUACCUAUGGGCCUUUUGGGCAGCUACAUGGAACUCCUUUCCACUCUCGAGUGAAGAAAAAUGGCACUAUUGUUGGCUUCUUUGGGUGCUCAGGGGAAUUUUUAGAUGCAAUAGGUGUUUACAUUCAUCCUUAGUACCUUAGCUACGACUUCUCAGUGUUCUUUUUUUCGCGGGGAAGAAUUCUCAGUGCUCUAUGAAAAUUGUCAAUACUCAAACUCCAUGAUGUGUUCCUAUAGCAAAUAAUAUGGUUCCUGAUUUUUGUAAUGAUGAAGUGAAUGUUGCCAAUAGGGGAAGAACAUUUUGGCUUGAACCCUGUCCACUUAAAGUUUAAUUGCAUUGAUGCGUUGUUGCUUUAAUUGUCUUAACAUUUAUGUUCUUCACACCUUCAUUAUGCAUUGACAUAUAUUUUUAUUCUCUUUGUUGGGAGUUGAGUUUCCAUCCCCAAAUAGCCCGCCGAUGCUGCAGGAAAAGGAUCAUUUGAUCGAUGCCGCCGCUGAAGUUUGGCCUCAAGAACCAGGUCCCUGGGAGUACGCCACUUUGCCCAAAACAGAAUAACAUGUUAUAUGCGUCGCCCCCAAUUUGCUUAAUCCAAACCAGGGCGCACACACACACAUGUUCCGGCCAGCUAAAAAGAUAGGUGGUCAAAACUUUCAGUGUGCUUGCAAAAGCGGCAAAAGCCUAUUGCCUGGACCAUUGCUCUUUUGAAAUUGCUCCCUGUAAGAGGGGCUCUAUCCUGCUGACACCAUUUCAUACGCGUGUCAGUAACUCCCAUGUAAGCCGGUGCUCUACACAUGAAUUUGGCAGUGUCAAUUUCGUUAGUAGUGAGCCAUCACACAACCCAGUCGUCCCGAUCAGUGAGAAUGAUAAUUUCCAGCGUGUGCAUAAGUUCACCCGGAUUCACUAAGGUUCAGAAACUAAACUAUCUUGGUUUUGAGCUGCUUGGCACAUGGCAAGGGAACUGGAAUUUUGAAGCUGAUUUGCUCCAGUAAUCAUGCCAAAACCUCACGUUCCUACGGUUACCCCAUCUUGUC
Aegilops tauschii subsp. strangulata is the source of this 4451-nucleotide messenger RNA. Its product is annotated as disease resistance protein RGA5. Gene Ontology annotation, molecular function: ADP binding. Gene Ontology annotation, biological process: defense response to other organism. The record is from RefSeq and is a predicted model, not a curated record. Lineage: Eukaryota; Viridiplantae; Streptophyta; Magnoliopsida; Poales; Poaceae.